AGGCAUUGAAGCAGUCGGUCCCUGACCUGGCCACGCCCCCACGUCGGCGCCGCUCGGGGUCCUUCCAUGCGCGUUGAUAUGAUUGGCCGGCGGAAAAAGGUUCCCUUUUCCUCCCUGGGUGUCUGAACGUCUACCGCCAUCAUGAAUGACACAGUAACUAUCCGGACCAGGAAGUUCAUGACCAACCGACUGCUUCAGCGGAAACAAAUGGUCAUUGAUGUUCUUCACCCUGGGAAAGCAACAGUACCUAAGACAGAAAUUCGAGAAAAAUUAGCCAAAAUGUACAAGACCACACCAGAUGUCAUCUUUGUGUUUGGAUUCAGAACCCAUUUUGGAGGUGGCAAGACAACUGGCUUUGGCAUGAUUUAUGAUUCCUUGGAUUAUGCGAAGAAAAAUGAACCCAAACAUAGACUGGCAAGACAUGGCCUGUAUGAAAAGAAGAAGACCUCAAGAAAACAGCGAAAGGAACGCAAGAACAGAAUGAAGAAAGUCAGGGGGACUGCGAAGGCCAAUGUUGGUGCUGGCAAAAAGAAGAAAUGAAGUGUCUAGCAGUGAGCUGGAGAUUGGAUAACAGCCAAAGGAGUAAAGAUUCUGCAAUGACUUUAUCUGCGGUGAUUAUGCGACUUUUUCGUGAGGAUUAAUAAACUAUAAAACCUUUU
Molecule: messenger RNA, 659 nt
Organism: Ictidomys tridecemlineatus (thirteen-lined ground squirrel)
Lineage: Eukaryota; Metazoa; Chordata; Mammalia; Rodentia; Sciuridae
Source: RefSeq, a predicted model, not a curated record